AUUGUUAUUUGCCCACAUUAGGUACAGAUUACGCCGUGAUUUGUGUGUAGCCCAUCUCGAGGCCUUAAACCCAACCAGAAGUCAUGUAUUAGUGUACAUACGUACACGCCCAACAAGACUAGACUAGACCGGACCAUAAGGCAACUCGCUCUGGCAUCAGCACGCCACUUUUAAACCAAAACCUCUUCGUACAUACACCAUCAAUCCGUCGGAACCGAGUCUUCACAUCCCAUCCCCCCCAUCUAGCAUCGUUUAUCGAUCUCCGGUCUUCUACAUCUUAGCUAGAGACCAUGGCAUCAAGAAAGGUGUCAGUCCUCAAGUUCGUGGGGACUGUCUCGUUGGGUCUCUUAACGGGCACUUCGUACACCCUCUCGGCCUUCACCCUCCCAUCCGUCCUUGAGCUCCCCUCUGCGUCAUCCGCAGCCAAGGCCUUCCGCAACCUCACAUCAACGGCAUCAACACAUCUCACUUCCCUAGCCAGCCUAUCCGGCUCUGCCUUCCUGCUCGCCUUUUUCACAUCCCCUCCUGGCUUCAGACACCCGUACCUACUCUACACGUCGCUAUUCUGCUUUGCCACCCGCCUGUCCGACUACGUGACGCCGUCCAUCUUCGGCGCCCCCGUCUCCAGCUUCUCCGCCGCCGCGCAGCGCCGGGCCGUGGUCCAGGCCCGCAAGGACAAGAAGGCCGCCCGCCGCAUGGAGGCUUCCUACGAAGAUCUCGGCGGCUCGCACAGCGACGAGGCCAGCGGCGAGGAGCACGAGGAGGACUUCAACGGCGAGGAGGUCCGCAGCGAGGUCCAGUACUUCGUUCGGAACCAGUUGAUACAGACGGCCCUCGCGGGCAUCGGCUUCGCCAUGGCGGUCGUCGGUAUCUGGGGCGAUGGUGCUCUGGGUGUCUCGGAGACGCUUGUGAUUGAGUUCUAAGGUGGGGGAAUCCUACGGAACCUCAAUGUAGGGAUAGGGGUGGUCUGAUUCUCAUCGUUUGUUCAAGUCUCGAUGAAGAUAUGAACCGGCUAGAAACCUACGGUUGGGUGGAAUACUGUCGGAGAUACACAUAUAUAAGAUAUCCUUGAGGCUUUUAUCAGUAGGCUUGUUCGGAUCGGUUGUUGUAUAUUUCACGCUCCCACCUCUCUCUGAGAUGUUUGCAUGCAUGCACGCGUAGUAACAAAAGAAAGAUACAAAAAAUAUAGCAUAGUAUGGGCGUUUAUUUUAAUUUUAGCACCGUAGUAAACGAGAACUUGUCAUAUCA
Daldinia decipiens is the source of this 1248-nucleotide messenger RNA. RefSeq lists its product as uncharacterized. Bases 291 to 923 code for a protein of 210 amino acids. Gene Ontology annotation, biological process: autophagy of mitochondrion. Gene Ontology annotation, cellular component: mitochondrion. The record is from RefSeq and is a predicted model, not a curated record. The transcript is spliced from 2 exons. Lineage: Eukaryota; Fungi; Ascomycota; Sordariomycetes; Xylariales; Hypoxylaceae.